AUGAGUCCGUUUCCACGAUUGACGUCAGAUUGGACGACAAGCCCAGUUUUCAACUCCAGGCCCUGGUCCUCCCGCCAAGGUCCCUCUCCCGUCCAAGCUACCUACGUAACCUGUACUGGACAGGCCCGGGUCCCCUACCUCGAGGAAGAAAAUGAGAGAAGGUACCUUUCUUCGCGUACCUGCCACCUGUGCCAGAAGCAAUUACCUUACCCCAUCGUCACCUCCCACGCACAUCCUACAAAAGGCCAGCUCCGCCCGGCCCUGUCUGAAGCUUUUCUACAAUCCAAAGCACUAAAAGUCGAGAAAGAAAAUAACAUCUCGUCGCGUUCGUGUACCGACACUCAGCACCAAGCAAUACCCUUCGGAUCAAGUCAGUUUGGGCUUCCGAACGUAACCACCGCUACCGCUUCCCUCCCUAUCCACUACGGACAGACAGCACACGACCAACCAAGCCUUUUUUUACAAGCUGUUCCGAGAGUUGAAGCAUUCCCCGCACCAUUGAAGAUGACGCUCUACUACACCCUCGUGUUCGUCCUGCUCAUGGCAGAGAUGGGGCUGUUUAUGCUCCUAAUCGUGCCUCUUCCGUUCACCGUGAAGCGCAAGCUGUUUACGUUCAUCUCCGAAAGCCCAGUCGUCGCAAAAGUCCAGUACUGGAUGAAGAUCACAUUCGUCUUCAUCCUCAUCCUCUUCAUCGACAGCGUCAACCGUGUGUACCGCGUCCAGGUCGAGCUUGCGCUUGCUACUGAGAAGCAGAACAGCGGUGCCGCCGUUAUGGGUCACGAGCGCCUCGAGGUGCAGGCCCGCAAGUUCUACUCUCAGCGCAAUAUGUACCUCUGUGGUUUCACCCUCUUCCUUUCCUUGAUCCUGAACCGCACAUACGUCAUGAUCCUUGAGGUCAUGCGCCUCGAGGACAAGGUCCGCAGCUACGAGGGCACCAAGGGCAACACCAAGGAGAGUGAGAAGCUUGCUGUUGCCGGCCAGCCCGGCGAGAUUGCCAAGCUCCGUAAGGAGCUUGAGCAGAAGAACCGCGAUAUCGAGACGCUCAAGAAGCAGAGCGCCGGUCUGCACAAGAGCUACGACGAGCUCUCAGACCAGUACGCCCAGACACAGCCUCAGGGUGACAAGAAGGCGCAGUAAAUGAAUUAGGCUUGAUAGUCCCAGCCUAUCGCGAAAGUAUAUCUCAGACAAACGCUGUGUGCAUGGAGAUGUGGUGGAAAAUGGUGAAGUGAGCUGUGGAACAUACUCCGGUUCGCGGACCCAUUCCAGAUAGGACAAUGGCGCAGAAGGCCUGGAUGGCGUUGUGUUAUAGCUAUAAUCAAGGUCUUGCUUUUGACGCAAAGCACUCACGCACUUCGUUUUGUAUCUCAUGCGUGUGUACCUCACCACCGAUGCGUGCUACGAAACUGGCGAUGACGGACAAACCGUAACGGGGAUCUGUGUCCAAGCCAUCUGAACUGUACCCAAGUUAUUGCUCGCCCGAUUAGAGGUUGUAUCCUGGACUGCAACAUAGUCAAAAACUGGGGCUUGGGCGGUUUAGGUUCCAGUAUCAGAAACCUCGUGACAACGAACGAGGGGUAACUUCAUGACGUCCCAGUACAAGUGCAGCUGUUCGCAUGACUUUGAAUACUAAAUAAGGCAUCUUUCACACACUGUGAAACGUCAAUUAAGACAAGUUCCCUACAUCUGCUGGACUGGCAUUAUUUCCUACUGACACAUUUGAAAUGCAGAUUCCUAUUCGCGACCUGUUUCACUGUGUCGUCAUGCCGAGUUGAUGCCAGUGCUCGAAUACCGUCUACAAGCCAAAGGGAACAUACAGAUGUUUCAAG
Colletotrichum destructivum is the source of this 1826-nucleotide messenger RNA. RefSeq names its product Putative B-cell receptor-associated protein 29/31. The record is from RefSeq and is a predicted model, not a curated record. The transcript has 5 exons. The coding region runs from base 1 to 1137 and encodes 378 amino acids. Lineage: Eukaryota; Fungi; Ascomycota; Sordariomycetes; Glomerellales; Glomerellaceae. Gene Ontology annotation, biological process: intracellular protein transport; endoplasmic reticulum to Golgi vesicle-mediated transport. Gene Ontology annotation, cellular component: endoplasmic reticulum membrane; endoplasmic reticulum.